AUGCCUUCCAAGCGAAAGAAACAAAAGACUGCAAGUACUACUUCACGCCCGCUGACCCAGGCCGAAAUCUGGGACGACUCGGCGCUCAUCCGCUCCUGGAACGACGCCCUCGCCGAGUACGAGUACUACCACGGCAUUCACGCACGCGGGGAAGACGUGGAGGAGAUCCUCCGGAAAGCCGAAGCGGGUGAACUUGACGAUGAUGGUGAGGACCAGCCGACAACGACAGCGACGAGCGCUGCAUGGAAGCCCAGUCAAUUUGAAGGUGGCGCUUCCGCGACUGUGGACGCCAUUGGAGUCAAUGGUCACGUUGAGGGCAAUGAGGCCGACGCCGUGACCCGAGCUGAGGAUGGAGAGGACGCUGAAGAAGGCGAGGUGGUAGAGCAGGAUGAGGAUGGCGCCGAUGUCGAUGCCGCACACGCACGUCCAGUGCCCUCCGCCGCACACCUCGACGACAGUCCUACUGUCAGUGCCACUGGUACUGCCCCGUUGAUAGGUCCAGGCUUACCACCUGGUAAUGCGGAUCCGGGUCUGAAUCUGGAUCCAGCGCCUGUUGACAAUGCACCGAAGGAAAAAGGUCCACCUCGUUCGACGUCCCAGGACCAAACGCUCGAGAACAUGAAAAUGGCGUAUUACUGGGCCGGGUACUAUUCAGGGCUGUACGACGGGCAGCGUCAGGCUCAAAGUCAGACCCAAUGA
Cladophialophora yegresii CBS 114405 is the source of this 699-nucleotide messenger RNA. RefSeq lists its product as uncharacterized. Lineage: Eukaryota; Fungi; Ascomycota; Eurotiomycetes; Chaetothyriales; Herpotrichiellaceae. The record is from RefSeq and is a predicted model, not a curated record. Bases 1 to 699 code for a protein of 232 amino acids. The transcript is spliced from 2 exons.